This is a messenger RNA of Cooperia oncophora, 339 nucleotides long. The record is from the annotation of a GenBank genome assembly. Lineage: Eukaryota; Metazoa; Nematoda; Chromadorea; Rhabditida; Trichostrongylidae.
AUGUGCGCAAAUGGAGGAGUUCCAAAUCCCAGAGAAUGCGAUGUAUGCAAUUGUCCGUACGGCUACGGCGGCAAGUUUUGUGAUGAAAGGGCACCACUGGGUAAAAGGAUCGUGAUUCGGGUGACUAGAUUGCCGACCGACGAAUGCUAUUACGGCUGCACUGUGAGUGGUAUUGAGCCAAAGAUUUCAGGAGAUAGUAAAAUCACAAAUCCAAGAUACUGCUGUAAAGAGCAGCUCGACGAAUCUAGAGAACAAAUUAGCGAACUCAAUCCGACGCCGAUCUUUUCGUAUAGCAAUCUCGAGGAUUCGGAGUUCACAUUUGAGUACAAAUACAUAUGA